Acanthopagrus latus (yellowfin seabream) is the source of this 4676-nucleotide messenger RNA. RefSeq names its product D site albumin promoter binding protein b (gene dbpb). Gene Ontology annotation, cellular component: nucleus. NCBI's taxonomy places the organism in Eukaryota, Metazoa, Chordata, Actinopteri, Spariformes, Sparidae. The transcript is spliced from 5 exons. The record is from RefSeq and is a predicted model, not a curated record. Gene Ontology annotation, biological process: regulation of transcription by RNA polymerase II. Gene Ontology annotation, molecular function: RNA polymerase II cis-regulatory region sequence-specific DNA binding; DNA-binding transcription factor activity, RNA polymerase II-specific. Bases 1282 to 2415 code for a protein of 377 amino acids.
CGUGGGCGGAGCGCCGACCUCCCGGAGCCAAUCGGAGGCGGUGCCGCGAGCGGACAGGCCUGGUCUCCGCGUGCUGGAUACACGUGAGCUGGAACAGCUAUUGUACGCCGGGAGGCAACGUGCUGAAGCGUUCCUCUCGCCUGAAAAAACGGCACACUCACGUUUUCUGUGGAUUACAAGGAAACUGGAAAAGCCAUGCUGCACUACCUGAUUAUUACAGAGAGGCAAGACUCUGCUUUAAUGGAGAUGGGCAAAGUUCUAAAAUAGUGAUCUUGAGCAGAAUCACAAGAGUUAUUUGUAAUGGCCCCCUGGUGUAAAGAUUGUUUCAGGUCACAUCAGAGCUGACGCAUUUUUUUUUUCUGUUUUUAUCGCUGCUGCAUACACACACUAUGAUCAGUCACCGUUGGUACCUGUCAGACAAAACAAACACGCUGUUCUACUCGAAGUGUGGCACGAGGGUAGGUGUGUCUCAUAAAUAAUAAGCGGGGUCUGUUAAAGCCCGGCACCGCCCCCUUCGCGCCUCGCUCGUUUGUUCCGCGAGGCGUGACGUCACGUGAACUGCCCGUGUCCGUUCCAGCUGAGAGAGAGAGAGAGAGAGGACGGUCGGACGGACCAAACACAGUCCCAGGCUCGUGCGCCCGUGACUGGAUCCACCGGAUACAAAAAAAAAAGUACAGACGGAGAAAGAGGAAACGACCCCUCCUCCCCCUGCGACGGACAGCAGAGCGCGACAGCAGAGGAGACAAACACCAAUACAACUUGUCAUCUGACCAACACAGCCACUGCCCUCGUCGCUCUGUGUGUGUGCGUGCGUGUGUGUUCUCUCGACACACUGUUUCGACUCGGUUGUUUUGUUUUUAUCGGAGACUUGAUUUUUGCAACUAUUUUUGGGGGGCUCUUCCUCUCAUUGAUCACCGGACGAUAUUGCGGGAUAUUUACUCCUUAAGUUGUAAUAUUUUUCUCGUCCGUGCAAGUGUCCGGAUUUUACUGUCAUUUUUUGUUGCCUUUUUUUAUUAUUAUGGACAGUAUUCCUACUCAGAUGGUCUGAGUGUCCCUCCCACACUGGUCCACAGAGAAUAACAGCCUGAUCCACUUGUGCAGCUUCAGCAGCGUCAAACUGCAAUGGAAUAUUUCGACGAGAAUAUUUCUACGAGGAAAUAAGGAAGUCUCCAUAACUGCGAGUCAAAGUCACCCAGCACACUAUUGGCAGGUACUCCGGUCAGUUCGUCACACCCCUUCAAAGUGCCCCAGGUGUCUCUCCGCGACCCCGACCGGUCCAGGAUGUCCAGGCAGCUCACCCAGCUUCCGACCCCCGACCUCCCAGCUGGUGCAAGCCCCCAGUUUGGAACUUGCACUCAGCCUGCAGGCUCCCUCACAGGAGGGCAUCUCAACUCCAUGACAGGACUCAAGUCCCUCCUGCAGCACCCCAUGAAGGGAGACCAACGCUUAAAAGCCCUGUGCGAUGUGAAAGACAAAGAGAGGCUGGACCUUGAUGAGGACUCAUUGGGAGUGUGCCCCAUGAGGAAUGGCAGUGGAAUAGGCACCAAUGGCAGUAAUGGCUGUGGAAGUGGUGGAAGUGGCACAGGUAGUUUCAACCAGUUCUUGGGGCCCCUCUUGUGGGAUCGCACCCUGCCCGCCGAUGGGGGCCUCUUCCAGCUUCAGUACAUGGACUUGGAGGAGUUUCUGACGGAAAAUGGAAUGGGCAGCAUGCACAACAACAACAGCUCCAGCUCGGCCCAAAUCCCCUCACAGAGCUCCCAGUCAGCUGUCCCCAACCAGAGCUCCCAGUGUCUACCGCCAUCAUCCCCAGGCUCCACAUCCUCAUCACCUUCCUCCUCCACCUCUCCAUCGCUCAUCGGCUUGGAGGUGGCCCAGCAGCAGAGCCUCUCUGGAGGGAACGACUGUCUGCAUGGGAGUCAGACGAGUAUGAACGAUUCGUGUGAGUCACCCUGCUCCUCCUCCGGGUCCUCCUGUCCACCUCUGCUGACGCCCACCGGCAGCGGGCCCGAUGCGGUCGGCCUGUUUGACAUGGAUACUUCGGACACCAUGUCCAACUCCUCUGGCCAGCAGAACUUCGACAACAUGAGGCACUCCUUCAGCGAAGAGGAGCUCAAGCCACAGCCGAUGAUCAAGAAGGCCCGCAAGAUCCUGGUGCCUGACAGCUUGAAGUGUGUGGUGUCUCCGUCUGUCCCCUCAAAGGAUGAGAAGUACUGGACCAGGAGAUACAAGAACAACGAGGCAGCAAAGCGCUCCCGAGACGCUCGCCGCCUCAAGGAGAACCAGAUUUCCGUGCGCGCCGCCUACCUGGAGCGAGAGAACGCCGCCCUCCGGCAGGAAGUGGCCGAGAUACGGAAGGAACUUGGCCGCUGUCGCAACAUCCUUAGUAAAUACGAGAACCGUCUCGCCGACCAGUGAUGAUGGCGAGGAGCGAAAUCAGGAGGAGGAGGAGCAAAAAAGCUGGAUUAAAUCUAUGACUCUGAAUAUCUCGCAGGGUGGCACGAUGGACAGAAUGGGGGUGAAGAAAAAUGGCGAUGAUGAUGAUGACGGUGACGAAGCUGAUGAUUAUGAUGAUGAAUGUAUAAGACAAGGAGGAAAGUUUGUGUAAUGAAGCUCAGGUGUCUUGUUUUCGUUGAGGUGUCGGCUCUUAAAAGUGAAAGACAGAGAGAAAUAAUUUAACAGAUGAACAGAUGUGACUUUUAAGAGUUUUGUUAUUGGAGAAUUGUAUAUUUUUAUAAUACUUAAAGAAAAAAUUAGAGGGAGAGCAAAUUUGGAGAAUAAUUUUGUAUAUUUUCUACAUGACAUAGAGAUGGGGGGGCAAAGCUAUGGUGAAUAUCUUUUUAUUAUAGAUGAGUCCGGAGAUGUUUUAACAGGUGAUCAGCCAUCGAUGGGUAUUUUUUCGACUUGAUUAUCGCAGUCAGGAUGCAGCAGCGGGGGCGAGGACGCAUGUAACAAUUGUAAUAUAGAGAGCAAAAAUGAUCUUAUAAUCGUAUAGUUCAACAUUUUUGUGGAUUUUACUCAAGCACUUAAUUUUCCUUUUUCCUGUUUAUGUUUCUGUCACCGGGAACGGGGCACGCAGAGAAAGACAAGGGGAGACACUGUGUAAACAGUCCAGCACUAUCUUCAGCACUCGUCUCGUGCAUUCUUCUUUUUUAAUUUGCCUUUUAUAGAACUUCAUCCUUUCUAACUAAAUUCCCAGACCUUUUUUUUUUGUUAUUUGUACUUUGAGCUUAACUUUAUGCGAUUGGUACAUCUUCCUCUAGUCCGUACUUGUAUCUUUGAAUCUCUAGCUCUCUUGCUCUAUCCCAGCUGAGUGCUUUUAAUCUGCUCUGGUGUUUUUCGUAUCUUACCUAAGCUGGUGAAAGCCUGCUGUUGUGAUGCCCCGGGUGACUCUGCUCUGCUCUGGAUCCCUCUCUUUGAAUUGUCGGGACUUUUCUCUCUCUCUUUCUCUCUCUCUUUCUCCUCUGUUUCUAUAAUCCAACCGCUCUAUUUCUGUCUGCUCUCACUUGCAGCCAGUCCCCUCGCAGCAACGUGCAAAAACUCUCCCCGCGACGUUUUUGUCCCCAUGUCUCUCUCUUUUGCGCCUCGACCGGUGCGGAGCACUUCAAAUCUCAGUGUUGUAGACGUAUUCUGAAAAAAAGUAACCAAUCUUCCCGGUAAAACGCACAUUGUUACUUUACUGUACUUUUCAUGAACACACUUUAAUUAGCAUUAUUAUGGGUUGGGGGAAGAAUGUUGUGUAUAUUGGAUAGGCCUAUACUAUUUUGUGUAUUUGAUGUAUUCCAGGAAAUGGGUUUUAAUACCCCCGUUGAGUGGAAUGGUGUUAAUUUCUCAGAUUUCUGGGAGAAAUAAAAGCCAAAAUUUUCCUAUGUUGAUCCACAAAGCUUGUUGCUAUUUAGUGCUUUUUUUCCUUACUGUUUACUCCUGUUAUUACUUUUUACUGUAUCUAUAAAUUUCUCUGUGUACCCACAACACCUACACAGGGGCAUGGUACACUAUGUUAUGUUUCUAGGGGAAGGGAUGACUAGUAAUAGAGUGUGAUUUUAAUCCCCUUUAACGACCAUGAUGAAUAAUUACCAUUUCUGCUAUUAUUAUUGUUAUGGUUAUGAUGAUUAUCCCUCUUGUUGUUGCUGUUCUAUAUUAUCGAAUGAUUUUCUUUCUUUGGAUGAACAUUAUCUGUUGCACCUUGAAACAUCGUUGAUCUCCAGUAUUCCUCAGAAAGACUAUUCAAAUAGAAAAACAAACCCCUCACUGUCCGCCAUUUGCAUCCUGUCUCAGACCUCCAGACAUCACUCGGACACUACUUCCAACCUUCUCUGAACAUGGACCUCAUGAGCGUGGCUCAGUAAUGUGAACAUGAUGUUCACGUGGACUUUACCUUUCACGAUGACCUCCUCUGUUCCUCCAGCGGUGUACGGACUAUGCACACCAUCAGUAUGCUCUUUGUUGGUUUAUUUCCGCCUUUAUCACCUCAAUCAGUGAUUGUUUGCUCUCCCAACAGGAUUUUAGUCUCUAAUAUCCUCACAGAUGUGGUUGAUAAAUCUUUUAGUGACUCUAAUUGAACUACAACUGCCCUGCUGCAUCAGUGGUGUCCGUGGUGCCCAGCCCCACGUGGUGCUGGUUAUUUGGAUGUAGUCAAGAUUUUUCCAAAUACACCAAUAAAAGAUUGUUCUCAUUCA